Molecule: messenger RNA, 535 nt
Organism: Ictalurus furcatus (blue catfish)
Lineage: Eukaryota; Metazoa; Chordata; Actinopteri; Siluriformes; Ictaluridae
Gene: rps12
Product: ribosomal protein S12
Exons: 6
Coding region: 109-507 (132 amino acids)
Biological process (GO): translation
Cellular component (GO): cytosolic small ribosomal subunit; ribosome
Molecular function (GO): structural constituent of ribosome
Source: RefSeq, a predicted model, not a curated record
CGGUCCCUUUGCCAUUAAAACAAUGUUGUCGCGGUUGUGACGUCCUCUUUUACCCGCUGUCAGAGGGACGAUUGGAAUUUUACGUCCAACAUCCAUCGCUAAUCUACAAUGGCCGAGGAAGGCAUCGCUGCCGGAGGUGUGAUGGAUGUGAACACCGCCCUGCCCGAAGUGCUGAAGACCGCACUCAUCCACGACGGACUCGCCCGUGGAAUCCGGGAGGCCGCAAAGGCUCUGGAUAAGCGCCAGGCUCAUCUGUGUGUCCUCGCUGCCAACUGCGACGAGCCCAUGUACGUCAAGCUGGUGGAGGCCCUGUGUGCCGAGCAUCAAAUCAACCUCAUGAAGGUAGAUGACAACAAGAAGCUUGGUGAGUGGGUUGGUCUGUGCAAGAUCGACAGGGAGGGCAAACCCCGCAAGGUGGUGGGCUGCAGCUGCGUGGUCGUGAAGGACUAUGGCAAAGAGUCUCAAGCCAAGGAUGUCAUCGAGGAGUACUUCAAAUCAAAGAAAUGAAGAACCGAAUAAAAGCCUUUUGAAAAGA